GGGGGCGCUGCCAUGUUGGAGGAAGCGGUGCCUUCUGUGUGGUGGAAACGCCGUGGCUUCACCGUUAGCGUCGGGGAGCGCAGCCUCCUACCUUUCCUCCUCGCUCGAGUGUCGGUGCUGAGAGGCGGCGGUCGGCGGGAUGGAGAGAAGUAAGAUGAACCUGCCCAGGGGGCCGGACUCGCUCUGCUUCGACAAGGACGAGUUCAUGAAGGAAGAUUUCGAUGUCGAUCACUUUGUGUCUGACUGUAGGAAGCGUGUCCAGCUGGAGGAACUAAGAGGAUAUCUGGAACUCUACUAUAAACUUCUUAAAAUAGCCAUGGUCGAGCUCAUCAACAAGGAUUAUGCAGAUUUUGUCAACCUUUCCACAAACUUGGUUGGCAUGAACAAAGCCCUCAAUGAACUUUCUGUGGCUUUGGGACAGUUACGAGAAGUUCUGAGUCUCAGGUCACCAGUCAGUGAAGGAAUUCGGGCAGUAGAUAAACGAAUGUGUAAACAAGAGGACAUAAGGAAGAAAAAGGUGAUUGUAGAGCAGAUUGUUGAGUCUCAUCCGGACGGCCUGAAGAUCAUGUAUGCUAAUAAGCUCCUGGAGUUCGUUCCUCACCACUGCUGCCUUCUUCGAGAGGUCACAGGAGGAGCCAUCUCAAGCCCUCAGCUGUCCCACCUGCCCAGAGCUCUGCAGCCUUCCUGAGUCGCUCGUGGCUUCUCAUCGCCCACAGAAGAGCAUCCAGUCUUCCUGGCGCAACCUGUGACCGUUGGUGCUUGAGUCCUAGUGGUUCUCCGCUGUAGAACUUUUUACUGUGGAACUUUCCCCCAUACCACUAUGGUUCCUGGCCAGACAGGAGUGCUUGACCUUCCUUAACACACCUGGUACAGAAGAUCCCUGACUUCACCUUGGUUCAGUUUAUGGUUUUUUGACUUUUUAUAAUAGUGCAGAAGUGAUAUGCAUUUAGUUUGGAUCUUUUCCCAGGCUGGCGAUCUACAGUAGUGUCCUCUUUUGUAAUGCUGGGCAGGGGCAGCAAGCACAGCCCCCAGGCAAACCACGUGAUCUCAAGGGUCAGCAACCAACACACUUGAACCGUCCUGUUCUAGUUUUCAGUGCAGUGUUCAGUAAGUUACAUGAGAUACCAGACACUUUAUUGUGAAAUAGGCUUUGUGUUAGAGAAUUUUGCCCAACUGUGCAAUACUGUAAGUGUUCUCAAGACAUUUAAGUUUGGCGGGGCUAAGCUCUGAUGUUCAGUCGCUUAGGUGUUUUCCAUGCAUUUUCAACUAAAGAGAUUUCCAGCUGAACAAUGGGUUUAUUAGAAGCCGAGGCCGUCAUAAGCCGAGGAACAUUUGUCUAUACUGUGCACCUCUGUGUUUUCCUUCAUUGCUUCCUGUCUCAUAUCCCUUUGUCUUUCUGUUGAUCUGUCACUCCACAUGAAGCUCCAGUCAAAUAUAACUUCUUUUUUUUUAAA
Mustela lutreola (European mink) is the source of this 1454-nucleotide messenger RNA. Its product is annotated as conserved oligomeric Golgi complex subunit 2-like. The transcript is spliced from 6 exons. Gene Ontology annotation, cellular component: membrane; COG complex. The record is from RefSeq and is a predicted model, not a curated record. Gene Ontology annotation, biological process: intra-Golgi vesicle-mediated transport; Golgi organization; protein transport. The coding region runs from base 140 to 688 and encodes 182 amino acids. NCBI's taxonomy places the organism in Eukaryota, Metazoa, Chordata, Mammalia, Carnivora, Mustelidae.